Molecule: messenger RNA, 1570 nt
Organism: Athalia rosae (coleseed sawfly)
Lineage: Eukaryota; Metazoa; Arthropoda; Insecta; Hymenoptera; Athaliidae
Product: plasminogen activator inhibitor 1 RNA-binding protein-like
Exons: 7
Coding region: 15-1451 (478 amino acids)
Cellular component (GO): nucleus; cytoplasm
Molecular function (GO): RNA binding
Source: RefSeq, a predicted model, not a curated record
GGAUAAAAGAAGCAAUGGAGAACACGUACAGCAUCGCCGUCGCUAACAAGUUCCUUUUGGCUUUGGGUGAGGACGAGGAUCCACUUGAGGUGCUUAAGGCAAAGGAACAGGAAAAAGAGGCAAAAAGGAAGGAGAAAUUAUCAGAAAAGGAGAACAAGACCAAGCAACCAGAGCAGCCACCUAAACCUGCUGCUAAUAAGGUGCCAAAAACAAGGGUUAUCAAGGAUUCUCAACAGCCACAGCAGCCCUCAAAAAUCCAGGAACCUAAAAAGGAUCAAGAAAAGAAACCCACAGCCAGACCCAGUGGCGGCGAUCGCAACGUGAAAUUCUCUGGGGAGUCUCGAGAAGAGCGUAACAAUAGGCGUAAUCGGGAGGAUGGCGAACAGCGACCCCCUCGUAGCCAGGGAGAACCAAGACGAGGACCUUCUGGGGAGGGCCGUCCCAAUCGUGAGUUCCGUGGAUCUGUAGGUGACAGUCCUCGUGGCGAAUUCAAUGAACGUCCUGAACGUGGAAGCGGAGCUCGUGGAGUUGGCGGCCGUGGACGCGGCGGAAAUCGUGGAGCAGGUAGAGGUGGAUUUGAGAACAGAGGAAAACGGGAUCUGGAUCGCCAGUCUCGUUCCGACAAGACGCAGCCGAGACAUGCUUACAGUGGAGUGAAACCUGUGGACAAGAAGGAGGGUGGCGGAAGCCACAACUGGGGAACUCAUCGCGAUGAAAUUGAGGAACAGCUGAUCCAGGAAAAUCAAGACUGGAGCGGUGAGAAACCAGAAGCUGAAGUAGCUGCGGCUCCUGCUGAGCCUAAAGAGGGCGAAGCCCCUGCUGCAGCAGAUACUUCGGCGGAGGAGAAGCCUCCUGCCGAAGAAGAGUCUCGUGAGUUGACUCUUGACGAGUGGAAGGCUCUCCAAAGUAACCGUGCUAAGCCACAGUACAACCUUCGGAAAGCUGGCGAAGGUGAAGACCUGACUCGUUGGAAGAAGAUGUAUGCCCUUGAGAAAAAGAAAGAGGGAGUUGAGGAGGAAGAAGACGAAGAAGAGGAGUACGAUGCCGCUGCAGAGUACCCUCAGCGUGUUGGCAGGCAAAAACACGUCCUUGAUAUCGAGUUCCACUUCAGCGAUACCCGGCGUGGUACCGGUGGACGCGGAGGUAGGGGAGGUCGUGGAGGUAGAGGCGAACGUGCCAACGGUGGUCGAGGAUUCGGUAGUCGCAGUGGGCCACCAAGGGACGGUGGAGAUCGUCCUGACCGUGGGGAUCGUGGGGACCGUGGAGAACGUGGAGAUCGUAGUGACCGUGGAGAUCGUGGGGACCGUGGUGAUCGUGGAGAUCGCGAAAAAGAACGCGAACGUGAGGUGCGCCCAGCUGCUGUUCCCCAGCAGCCGGAGCAGAGGUCGCCUCGUGGUCGUCAGAAUGCCCCUAAAGUUGACGAUGAACACGACUUUCCCUCUCUUGGCUAAAGAGAAAAUCCCAAGCUUUGUCUCCAAGAUCAUGCACGAUCGUCAUUAAUGAUAAACAAGAAAAAAAAAAAAAACAAAAACAAAAAAUGAAAAAAAAAAUAAAAAUAAUUAAAAUACAA